AUGGCGCAUUCCAGUGCUUCAGACCCUGAUUCGCAGAGCAGGCCACCGGUCGAGGUCCUUGAUGAAGGGUUUACUGAACUAUGGACCCCGUCCAACGCCGCUGCUGACAUCAUACUCAUUCACGGUCUGCAAGGACAUCCACGAAAGACGUGGACCUACGGAACGUGGAUCGAUCCGAACAAGCCUCCAAGCAAACUCUCUAAGCUGUUCGGUCGCAAACCUUCCUCGGCCAGUACCGCAAGUGAAGCAACGUGUUUCUGGCCGGCAGAUCUUCUUCCCAAAGACAUUCCCAAUUGCCGCAUAGCUGUUUACGGCUACGACUCCCGCAUUAGCAAUUUCUUCGGCGGAUCCGCCAGUCAAGCCAGUAUCGUGGGUCAUGGCACGAGUCUGUUGAAUGCUUUGGAAGCUCUGCGACGGGACCGUCCUACACGUCCAAUAGUGUUUGUGGCACACAGUCUUGGGGGGCUGAUUCUUAAAGAGGCCUUGCGACGGUCAUGGCGGGCACAAAAUUAUGAACAGGAUCUGCGGACCGUAUACGACUCUACGGCUGCAAUCAUUUUCAUGGGAACACCUCACCGUGGAAGCCAAUAUGCAGAUUGGGGAGUCAUCCUUCGGAAUGUCGCGGUUGCGUCUGGCUUCGAUGCGAGCGAUCGCAAUCUGCGGGACUUGAGGAUCGACUCGCCCAUACUCGAAAUCUUGAGGGAAGAUUUCUCAAAGAUGAUGAAGGAGGAAACGUUUGAUCUUUAUACAUUGAUCGAGGGCAAGGGUUUAAAAGGUGUGCAAGGCUUGACUGGCAAGGUUGUGGAGGAUGUUUCCUCAGAACUCAAUGAUGCACGCGAGCGGCGAGAUUACAUCAACACAAAUCACAUGGAAAUGUGUCGUUUCUCAGGACCUAAGGACCCUGGAUACCGUAAGAUCAAGGACGUUUUCUUCAGGUGUCUUAACAGUUCCCGAGUCAGCGGCCCUCAUAUCGAAGCUGCACCAGGACAACUCUCUAUGUACAGCGCCGAGUGUAGGGCAGCUCUGGAAAGCCUGGACGCCCCUGAAACUAUUGUUCGAUUCAGCCAAGUGGAUGCACCUGUAGAUCAUACUUUUGAGUGGCUUUACGAGAAGGAAGAACUAGGAUUCCAGGAGUGGCUUAAAGAUGCGAGGAGACUGUACUGGAUUCAAGGAAAGCCGGCAUCGGGAAAGUCCACUCUCAUGAAGAUGAUAUGUACGGACCCUCGAACCGAUGCGGCUCUCAACCAAGCCGAAGGCGAAUCCGUUCGAGCAGCGUUCUUUUUCCAUGAUCGGGGCGGAACUCUCCAGAAGUCUUUCGACGGCCUCCUGCGAGGCAUUCUUUUCCAGAUUCUGUCUUCUAUUCGGCAAUUGCUACCUUUGGUCAUACCAGCGUACCGCUCCACUCGACGUGGAGACCUGCAGGUUUGGGAAGUCAAUUAUUUAUUAUCAGCUUUCGAUGCUAUCUUAUCUCAAACUGCAAUCAAAGUCAGACUUUGUCUGUUUUUGGAUGCUCUCGACGAAUACUCGGGAGACCAUAAAGGUAUGGCUCAGUUCCUUCGCAAAAUUGGUGUCGACCGGCCGCGGACCAAGACGUUGGUGAAGGUCUGCUUUUCGAGUCGCCCACUCCAGAUUUUCCUGGACAAGUUCCAAGGCCUCCCAGGGUUCCGAAUUCAGGAUUUCACCAAAGAAGAUGUUCUUCUGGUUGUAAAAGCAAGAAUGGCUGAGAACGAGAGAAUGCUACAGUACAUGCAGUCACCAGACAUGUCAGAACAAAACGCAGUUCAGGCACUGGAACUGGAAAUCGCGAAGCGGGCAGAUGGAGUGUUCCUCUGGCUAAAGCUUGUCCUGGACGAGCUGUUGGAGGAGUUUCAAGAUGGAGCUAACCUUCACGAAUUGGGUCAAACGCUUCUGACCCUGCCUACGGAUCUCGAGAGUUACUACCAGAGAGUGCUUGAACGGAUACCUCAUCGAUACCAAGAAGAAAGCCGGGUCAUGUUCGAGAUCACAACAUGCGCGGUCGAGCCAUUGCUCGUACAGGCCUUUAUGGAGGCUUUUGACUAUGCUCCGAUAGAGAAUCUUGCCGAUUGCCGCCCCUCUACAAAAAUCACUGCCGGACGAUUUCUCGACCGCGCCGAACGCUUGGUCCGAAGUCGGUCGGGUGGUCUCAUCGAAAUCACGCCGAACUGGCAUGCAGCCGUGCAAGAUCCACAGCGCCUCCACGCGCAGCUUUCGGGCCGUUUGCUUGGUGAAGAUGCGUAUUCCCUGCAAUUGAUACACCAGACCGUAAAGACGUUUCUUCAGAGGCCGGAUACUCGAUUCUCCUCCGGCACCGCUGCUUUACAUGCGCAUAAUGGACACACAUACAUCCUUAAAUUCAUGCUUGCUACUAUCGCCCGGAUUAAGGAGCCGUUAAACGACGACACUAGGGAAGCGCUGCUUAUCAACAUCCACAGAUACUCCGACUGGCGCUUCACAUUGACGAUUUACGCAAAUUUAGCCGAGCGGACAACAGGAGAAUCACAAAGAACGCUCCUGUGUCAGGUUGAGGACAAGCAGAUAGCCUACCUCUUCGACUCCUGGGAUUCCAAUACGUGGCAGGGCAAGACCCUAUCAUAUCCUCUGGUUGACUCUCUACUGUCGUUAGCAGUUGUUGCAGACUUGAGACUGUUUCUUGCGCAACAGUAUACCACCGAAAGUGCCAGACGAAGUUCUACGCUACCAUUGCUCCAUCUUGCAGUUCACCAGCGUCUCGGCCAUGAAGAUAAUGUCUUCUUGUACCACAGCUUCGAUCAGAGCGCAAUAAUUGAGAUUCUCCUCGAGAAAGGAGCCGAUAUGAAUGAGGUGUUCGAUGACAAGACCGUGUUUCAGAUGCUCUGCUCCGUGAGACACAAAGGCGAAACACCCGCUCAAGCCAGAAUGAUCGAAACCUUCUUGAAGCGACACCAGGACCCUAAUGUUCGCAUCGAGGAGCUUGGGCGACAGCCGAGGCAUUGGUAUACUCCUUUACAUAUGGCUGCCAAGCACCAUGAUAUACACUCUAUCAAGUGUCUACUUCGAUACGGCGCGAUGGUCAAUUCAUUGAAUGGUCGAGGAUUCACUCCGCUAGAUGAAGCGUUAGAGUGGGUGCAUAUCAAUCUCCGCGAUUACAUCGGAAACGGCACCUCCGAUGACUUCUAUAGGAAUAUACAAGCGGUCACGGUUUCACUUCUCCUUGAUCACGGAGCUAAGUGCAGCGGCCAGAAGCUGAACGAAGACCACUUAACGAUACGAGAAUUUGCGACACUCAGAGAGCUGGGUGUGGAUGUGGAUAACAGGAUCACGAAUCCUCCAGUACUGCGGUCGGGCUCGCCGACCCAGCAACAUGUUAUAGCAAACCCAAAUUCGUCAAUGGCAGUUCGCAGCCUUCGCUUUCGUCACACCUUCCUUCCGAUUGUAGAAUAG
Molecule: messenger RNA, 3441 nt
Organism: Coniosporium apollinis CBS 100218
Lineage: Eukaryota; Fungi; Ascomycota; Dothideomycetes
Exons: 4
Coding region: 1-3441 (1146 amino acids)
Molecular function (GO): protein binding
Source: RefSeq, a predicted model, not a curated record